Messenger RNA from Pomacea canaliculata, 1423 nucleotides. RefSeq lists its product as uncharacterized. Gene Ontology annotation, molecular function: microtubule minus-end binding. Gene Ontology annotation, cellular component: HAUS complex. The coding region runs from base 204 to 1292 and encodes 362 amino acids. The record is from RefSeq and is a predicted model, not a curated record. Gene Ontology annotation, biological process: spindle assembly; centrosome cycle. NCBI's taxonomy places the organism in Eukaryota, Metazoa, Mollusca, Gastropoda, Architaenioglossa, Ampullariidae. The transcript is spliced from 10 exons.
AAUCAAACGUGUUUUUGUUUCUGUGUAUAAGUAUAGUAAAUUAAUAACAGUGCGGAUAUGGUAACCCUACAAUUCUUUGUCGCUUCAAUUUCCUUGCAUAAAAACACAACAUAAGUUUAAAAAAUAUAUAUAUGCUUGUGGUGACCGCAACGAACAAAGUGUUCUUUCAGUAACAGUUACCGCCCCUGGUCGGACAUAACAAAAUGGCGUCAGAUUCGAAGUUGAAAUUUGGAAAGAGCGUAAAAGAUCGUCUGGAUGCGUUAGCCUGCCCAUAUGUAGAGGAUGCAGAUGAAGCAUGGGUUACGGAGCUUGUCUUCACACCUGGUGAACCAAGAAUACGACUUUUACAAUGGCUUUUGUCAAAGUUUGACACCAAAGCAGGGGAGUUGUUGGAUACCCAGCAUUCAUUUGCAGAGACUAAAAUGGACUCCAGAAUACAAAAGAUCCUUUAUAUUACCAGCAGCCUAGGGUUGUGUCGUUACAAUGAUGUUGAUCUCAUUAGGGGCAUGGAAUCAGCCUCUGGGAGACAGGCUGCAUUUUUUAACCGGCUGCUGGAUAUUGUUACAAUUUGUGAUAUGGCUGAAGAUCCCAAAACAAAGCACAUGAUAACACCUGGAACUGUCAGUUCUUCAAGAUCACUGGAAGAACAGUUGAAUGCAGAUACACGAUUUAUAGACACACUUGCAUCAUCUCAUCUAUCAGAAUGCAUGGUGACCCCAACCAUUGACCUUAUUCCUCCUGACCUCCAGCGCCUUAUGCCAGUAGACAGUCCCCAACCACCCAGCUUUGAGUCACUUUUAGUAACAUGCCGAAAGGUGGAAGAAAGUAUCAAACGCCAGCUGGAUGUGCUGGUCAAAUUACAUGAAAGGCCAGCAUAUGAAAGUGGGCAAAUGCAACUUGCAGGUCGUACACUAAGUAUAGUAUUGCAUGAGUUGGGGCAGCUGACUUUAAGUUUUACCUUGAGCUGUGAGACACAUUUGCGGCCCUGGUGUAAUCGGCCUCAGCCACAGUUGUCACACCUGGGUCCAACACUUAAGCGAGUCCAUGGCCUCCAGCAAAAGUUCUUUCAGUUGCUGAUGUCAUUGCACCAGAUCCGACAGACAUGCACCAGUCUUAGUCAAGAUGACAUCAGUAAAGACAUUAAAUCCAGUCGAUACACAGAGCUGUUUGAGGAGGCAAGCCAAGCUGCAGCAAAGACAUUUCAGAAAUGUGUGGAGGUUUUGGAGGUUUCUGUGCAACGGCAAAACCAAAGUCCAUCAACUUCCCUAUGCUCAUCAUUUGUAAAAUCUUAGAUAUCUGCAGAAUUUCCAGUGUGGGACCAGUAAAUGAACUUGUUGCUUUUCACGAGCUAUUUUUGUUAAGUCCUAUUAUUUAUUCACACACUGAGUAAUAACCAGUGAUGCCUGUAAUAAAAAGAAGGAAA